AUGGCCCAUCAAUUAGACGUCCCCCUCUCGCAGAUCAAGCCCGUCUACCCUCCCUCCCGCGGGGUCGGCCCCAAGCAAGAACCGCCGGCCGUCCAGCAGACCAUCGACAUCCUCCACCUGCAGCCGCACGUCGAGGGCGGCUACUAUGUCGAGACCGAUCGCGAUCCUCUCAACAUCCCCAAUCCAUUCCUCACUAAUAAAGACCCGGGCACGGCGUACGAGGUGCCCGCGACUGAUGUGACGUCGACCACGCGGCUGGCCGCGGGGCAGGACCAUUCCACGCGCUCCGCCAGCACGACCAUCUUUUACUAUCUCACGCCGGGCUCACCGCUGGGCGUCUUCCAUCGCAACCGCGGCCGCACCGUCCAUACCCUCCACCGCGGACGCGGCCGCUACGUGCUGAUCCACGCAGACGAGGUGCUGCGCGGCGAUCGAGCUGCCCAGAACGGAAAGGCUCGGAUCGAGUCCUUCGUCGUCGGGCAUGACAUCGCCCGAGGGGAGAGGCUGCAGUGGAUCGUGGAGGGGGGCAAGUACAAGGCCAGUUUCUUGUUGCCCGAUGACGAUAAUGACGAUGGCAAGAAGUCGGAGGGGUUAUUGAUCAGUGAGACUGUCGUCCCUGGCUUCGAGUUUGCAGACCACGAUUUCAUGCAGGCCAAGACGCUGGACGAACUUCUGACUCCAGAAGAGGCCAAGGAGCUGCAGUGGCUGCUGAGGGAGAAGUCCAUUGGAUAG
Rasamsonia emersonii CBS 393.64 is the source of this 732-nucleotide messenger RNA. Its product is annotated as DUF985 domain protein. Gene Ontology annotation, cellular component: intracellular anatomical structure. NCBI's taxonomy places the organism in Eukaryota, Fungi, Ascomycota, Eurotiomycetes, Eurotiales, Trichocomaceae. The transcript is spliced from 2 exons. The record is from RefSeq and is a predicted model, not a curated record. Bases 1 to 732 code for a protein of 243 amino acids.